AUGGAAAAAUCAUCUACCAACGAAACAAUGGUUCUAACUAUAAAAAAUUUAAGCAAAAGUAAAUGGAGUUCACUCUCCAAAAAAAAGAUAGAAGAAAAAUCUUGCUACUCCCCCAGAACAGAAAAAUUAAUAGAUAUAAUUUCCCCCAUUCUGGACUAUUAUGGCUAUAAUAAGGAGGAUGUAUACAACUUUAUCAGUCUGUACAAAUUUGACAUAGAGAAAAUCCAGCAGGAAUUAUGUAAUAUUAUGGAGUCCAGGGAAGAAAAUGACGAAGGGCUAUGGGAAACUGUCAAAAAUAGGAAAAAUAAAAAACCAGCCGAAAAGAAUGGCAAAAAAAAUAAUUUCUUGCAAGGCAACUCAGGCCGAAAAGAUAAUAAACAAAUUGGCAAAAUAUUUCCCAAAGGGUUAAGAUUAAAGGAAAAGGAUCCUCGGAAAAGUAAAGCCACUAUCACAGGUUCCUCCUUUGCAGUUGGCCAGUAUAAUAAUAAACCCUUCACUUCCGGUAACCAUAAAGUAACGCACUUUGUCAGCAACCGUGCAAAAUAUGAGAACUCAUCUACACUACAUGAAAUUAAUAAAAAUAUUCAUGAGGAGCGGAGCUCGAAGGAAAAGGGGGACAUGGACAAAGGUGCAAGAAAACUUGUGAAUAUAAAAUCCAUAUCAGCAGGAGCAACCACUGCGGCAGGCAGAGGAGGACCAGACGAAGGAACAAGUUACGAUGCGGCGAAAAACUCCAAAGGGGGUACCAAAAAAAAGGGAACGCUUAAAUCGGAAGAAGAAAAAAAAAAAGGCAUAAAUGAAUCCUACGAUGAGGAUUUCAUGAAUAAUAAUUCCCUAGAAGAAAGGGAUACAAAUAGGAGAAAAAAAAAUAUAAUUAAAGAACCAGACGGUGUUGUGGAUGAAGAGCAUUUUGCAAAAGGUAGAGAGGAUUACCCGAGCAAAAAGGGUAACAAAAGCGGUUACCAUAACGUUUCCAAUAGCAGCGUUAGUAACCACAAUAUUAAUAGUCAUUACAACCAGUUUGAUAAAAAAAAAUACGGUAAGUUUGAAGACGGCAAAGCACCACCCGCAGCAAUGGGGGGAGGAUACAAAUCCGGUGAUGAGCACAGUAGUAAAAAGGAUUCCAAGGGGAAAGGAGCAAGCACGACCACUACCCUGAACAGUGGAAGUGGUAACCAACACCACGCCAAUGUAGGCACAAACGGUCUCGGAACAACGACGAUGGCCACCAGUGCCAACAGAUAUAGUAACUUCAACUAUCAUGAUAAAUACUUUAAUAAAAAUUACAACAGGUAUAGUGGCAAGCCGAUGAACGAUUCACAAAUCCAAAGAAACGACAAACAGAGGUAUCCCCCAUUUGGUAAUAAAUCCACAGGUGUAUACAACAAUGAGGGAAAUCAUAGUUAUUUUAACGGAUAUACUAAAGGGGGACUGAAACAACCACCCUAUUUGAACAAAAAUAAUUUAAAAUCGAAGAGAAACAGUAGUAAGAAUAACAGCGUAGAUUACGAUUACGAGGACGAUGCUUACAACGGGGAAAAGCUAACUCACCAUACUGAAAAAAAUAAUGACGAAUCUAGUAGUGUACUCAACGAAAACGACCUCAAUGAUAAGAAGAAGACGGGCAAUGAUAAGGCAACUCCCAGCACGUCCUACGCAUCUGUUGUUAACAACAAAAUGAAGCAAUCGCCUUUAGCAUCACCCGUAGAAGAAGCGAAAAACGCACAAAUUAUAUCGAAUGAUAAUACAUUCGUGGAGGAAGAAAAAAAAGAAAAGAAAAAAAACAAAUGUCAAUUAAUCCCAAUUAAGAAUAAUCAACCAGAAAAACUGUGGGUAUCUGUUAUCACGAAAGGUACUGUUAGCGCGAAUGCUCAGGAUGUGGGUGAAAAGGUGGAUCCAUCCGGUAUGAAGAAAAAUGCCCUCAGCAGUUCCAAGGAAUUGAAAUCGGAAUCGACCUCGCAGCAGGUCGUUAAGAAGGCAGCCGAUCAGAGCGGCAAGCCUGAAAAGCAGAAGAAAAAGGGAAAGGGAAAAGAUAAAGAUAAAGAAAAGGAAAUGGAAAGCAUUUCCAAUAAUGCCUAUCCUAGCAGUAAUAACGCAGGCUACAAGGGUGAAGACCAAACCGAUGAAGAAGAAUCGCACUAUAAUAAAGGAGCCCAGUUAAGUUACGGCAAGGAUGGAAAAAAUGAAUCCAUGCAUAGCAUCAGAAGUAACAACAAAUCGUCCUUCAUCGAGGUAGACGCAAAUGGAGAAGAAUCAUUUGUACAGCAACAUGCCAAAAUGGAAAAGGAAAAAUACGCAAAUGAAAGCUACAGCGUAAGCAGGAAAGAAGCCAGUAGUACCAAAAAAAUCACUGAAACAAAACUAGACACUGAUGAUAAGAAAAAGAAAAAGAAGAAAAGAAAUGACCAGGAUGUGGUCUCCAGCCCCAUUAAUGACAGUAACAUUUCCACAAGGGUGAAAAGCUCUUCAGGUUCCCCCGCGGUAGAUAUCAAAAGAGGUAAAAGUAGCAAAUUAAGCAGCAACAAUAAUAGCAGCCUCAACUUAACAUAUAGUGCGGAAAAACUCAUGUCAGAUGACUUCAUCCAAUCAGAAAGCUACGACGGAAAUGAAAAAACGAGCAUUCCUAUAUACAUGCCGAACUUGGCACUCAUGGGAAACAACACCAUGAAUAAGAAAAUCUUCUUCGGAAGUAUAAAUAUCACUGGUGAUCAAAUAGAAAAUAUUGACGUCAUGCCAGAUAGCAAACUGGAGCAUAUUAGAAAUAACUACGCCGGUAACAGCGGUGCGUACGACGAGCAGAGUGCCCAUUAUGGAACCCACGCCGGUGGUUACCACAACCAAGGCACCACUACCAGGUACAAUCACGACCUUAAUAGCUACAACAACGGAGGAAGUAAUAACACCAGUAGUAACAAAAUGGUGCACACCGAAAAUAGGAAGAAGAAUAACCUCAGGAAGAAUUACGGCAUCGAUUCUACCCCCAUGGGCAUGAACAACGACCACGUGGGCAACGCCACCCAUAACCGCUCCUCGGCUAUGCAUCACAAGGAAAACGACAACAGAGACUACGACCACAACAAUAACGACUUCAGAGGAUCAAAGGAAAGAGAAUUUAAACACUUCGAUUUUAAAAGCAGAAACCAUAAACGAGAAGAUAACAACGAUAUGCUUAAUGAAAACAAACACAAGUCCAUAUUCUCAUCUUCCAACAGUAAGCAUAAUAAUACCACCCCCCAUGUGCAUACUAAGUCGCAGAAUUUGUACCUACCAAAAAUGACAACGGCAGGGUCUUCAUCCUCCUCUGCCGUGGCUGCAGCGACAGCAGGUGUGUCCUCUUCCUCUUCAAAUAAUCACCACCACCAUAUGCAUAACAAUAGUGGUGGAAAUGUCAGCGUGAACAGUGGAAACCAGAACGCAAAACAUUUGCUGAACAGCUCCUCCUCUGUUUUUAUGAACCAAUCCCCGAGAACGAAUGGCUCUCAGGAUAACUCCUCCUCUGCCCUAAUGACUGGAAAGAGCAGCAAGUACGUGCAGAGCACACUGAAGAGCAAGAACUACGAUCACGACGGGGACGACUCUGGUUCGAUACAGCUGAACCAAAUUUCGCACAAGUUUCUGCACGGCGGUGUUGGUACGGUGGGCACAAAUGGCAACGCAAACACUAGCAGCAACAGUAACGGCAACACUGGUGCUAAUACCAGUGGAAACAGCGUGAACGGGGGGAACAACGCAGGCACCAGCACCACCAGCAUGUCGAACAAAAAUACCAACACGGACGUAAGCAACAUCAGCCUAAUGAACAUGGGAAUGAACAACCUGAGCAACAAUAACAUAUACAAUUCGUACAACUCCCCCCCAGGAUUGGCCAACCAGUUUAAUUACUCCUACACCAAUCUGUCUUACCCAUACAACAAUAUGCACUACAAUGGAUACUCCACACAGACGUUGGUGCCGCAGUAUGGACUCAUCAACAACCACUACACGAAAAACAACAGCAUGCACAACAAUAAUUUUAACUACAACCUAAAUUACGAUAACUUCGAUGAGAGCAAUUUGUAUGCACAUAACAAUAGCAUGCACAUGAAUAACUACGUGAACUACAUGAACGUCGGUGUAAAGAAGAACCAACUAAACAACUUGGAUGACGAUAAUUUGAGCAAUUCUGGGGAAGUGUCCAUAUCGGGCUCGUUGCAACAAUCGCAGAAUCUGCCACAUGACAACCAGAGCAGCUCGAACCAAAACUCCCCCAGCGUAAAUAACAGCAACAAUGGCAACGCAAACACCACCAAUAGUAGCAACAACAGCAAUAGCAACGGUAGUAGUAACGCCUGCCUGGAGGGAACCACCAACAACGGAAUUAGCAACCUAUCCCUGAACGGUAUUAACAUGAAUAGUAGCGUUAACCCGAAUCUAACCAUGUCCUGCACGACAACCACCACCAGUGAAUUAAAGAAUAAACAACAGAUAAGUAAAAACAUGAGCGACAUGCAGAUGCAGUCACAGUCCAUCUCAUCACUCAAGCAGAGUCCAACCCAGCAAAGUAAGAAUGGCACCAGUUUGAGCAGCACCCAACAGCAACAACACACGUCUAACCAACAUACACAAAGUAAACACGCAACACAACAACACCAACAAAAUUUACUAAACAGUAAUAAUAACAGCUCCAUAAAUCAGUACACACAGAACCAGAUCAACCAAAACAAUUCGCAAAACACUGCUUCGUCCACUUCUUCCUCACUGACGAGAAAAGUUGAAACAAACAACCUCAACAGUGGAACCCAGAACAACCAAAACAGCCAAAACCACUUCUUAAACAAACAGCUCUACCAUAAUAGCAACUACUACAAUGUGAACUCAAACAAUAAUUAUAACAUACCCCCCGGUUUUAACAUGACCCAAGAGAAGGAACAGAACAAUAACUACCUUAGUAACAACGUGUCUUCUGCCAAUGCCAAUAGCAGUGUGGCGGCCUACAGAAACAACUGGAACAAUAUUAACGAGAAGAAUUUAAACCACUACAGCUUGAACUACAAUUAUAAUAGGAACUCCAAGAACAACUUUAACUACACCAGCAACUUAAACUACAGCAGCAGCAACGGAUACAACGGCACACGAGACAACACGAACAACUUCUUCAACUACAACAGCUUCAACUACGGCCUACAGUCCCCACCCGGUCUGCAGAAUUAUUACCAAAAUACGCAGUACCAGCAACAGAACAGCUACUCAAACCGCAACUACAAUUACACGGGGUACAACAAUAAUCUGUCCAUGUGGAAGAAGAAUAAUAACCCAUGGCCCGAGGAUUUCACACCCUGA
This is a messenger RNA of Plasmodium coatneyi, 5319 nucleotides long. RefSeq lists its product as uncharacterized. NCBI's taxonomy places the organism in Eukaryota, Apicomplexa, Aconoidasida, Haemosporida, Plasmodiidae. The transcript is spliced from 3 exons. The record is from RefSeq and is a predicted model, not a curated record. The coding region runs from base 1 to 5319 and encodes 1772 amino acids.